GCCCGCGGCGAUUAACUCCUUAUUUCUUUAUUACGCAACAACCUGUUUGAGCCGCACGAAGGGAAUCAAUCCGGACCGGCUUCGUCCGACGCGAGGCGGUCGACUCGACGCGCACCAAAUCAUCCCGUUCAGUAUUAGCUCGGCCUGCGUACCGCUAACACACACUCUUCUAAUCUUCACGAACCCGCCCGAGGAAGAGACACGAUGAACGCGUCCAUACUCAGAUCCGCCUUCCGCGACAUCCCGCAAAAGUUGACGCGAACGCGAAAACUGCAUUUAUGCGCGUCAAGACUCAAUCAGAACCCAAGUCCUUUAACGCAAUUUACGGACGAUGAGAUUAUGAUGAAAGAAACCGUCGCUAAACUGGCCAAGGAGGAGAUCGCUCCUCUGGUACGAAAGAUGGAAAACGAGGGCAAAGUAGAUGAUGGCGUUUUAAAGACGUUGUUCGAGAAUGGAUUGAUGGGCCUCGAAAUUCCAACAGACUACGGCGGCGCAGGCUGCAAUUUUAUGAGCACGAUUUUAACCGUGGAGGAAGUCGCGAAAGUCGACGGAGCCGUGGCCGCUCUCGUUGACAUCCACAACACUUUAGUCAACUCGUUGAUCAUCAAAGUUGCCUCUAAGGAACAGAAGCAGAAAUAUCUGCCUAAACUAGCACAGAAUUACGCCGGCAGUUUUUGCCUGACUGAACCCGGUUCCGGAUCCGACGCGUUUUCUCUCAAGACCGAAGCGAAGAAGGACGGCAGCGACUACGUGAUAAACGGGACGAAGAUGUGGAUCUCGAAUUCCGACAUCGCAGGCGUAUUCUUGGUUUUCGCCAACGCAAAUCCUUCCGCGGGGUACCGCGGCAUCACGACUUUCUUCGUGGAGCGCGACACGCCCGGUUUAACGGUAGCCAAGCCUGAAGACAAGCUAGGCAUCAAGGCAUCCGGAACUUGCAUGGUCCAUUUUGACAACGUCAGGAUACCUGAAAGCAACAUCUUGGGUGAAUUUGGGCACGGAUAUAAGUAUGCCGCUGGGUUUCUGAACGAAGGUAGAGUAGGCAUAGGUGCUCAAAUGAUUGGCAUAGCGCAGGGAUGCUUGGACGCGACCAUACCGUAUACGCUGGAAAGGAAGCAGUUUGGAAAGGACGUUUUCUCAUUCCAAUCGAUGCAACAUCAAAUAGCUCAAGUAGCAACAGAGUUGGAAUGCGCCAGGUUGCUGGUUUACAACGCUGCGAGAUUAGUGGACGCUAAAAAGGACGUGAUGAAGGAAGCGGCUAUGGCCAAAUUAGUUGCGUCCGAAACUGCGCUGCGCGUCACUGCAAAGUGCAUAGACUUCAUGGGCGGCGUCGGUUUCACGACGGACUUUCCGCAAGAGAAAUUCUUCAGAGACUCGAAGAUCGGUACCAUUUACGAAGGUACAAGCAACAUGCAGCUGUCAACGAUCGCAAAGUGUAUACGUAAGGAAUAUUCGUAAAUCAUUAUAUAAGCUUUUAUGUAGCUGUUGUAUAAGCUAAAACUGUGAUGUACGUUUAGCUUAUAGAUCGCAGCAUAAGAUCACUUCUAAGAUAAAGCGUAUGUACUGUUUUCCCUACAUUGUAAGAAUAUAUUUUUGUAUUUUUAUAACUCGGUUAGCAUCAAGUGUAUAAGAGACCCUCCAAUUCUAAAGCAAGUUCUGAGAUUCGAAAAGUGCGGAAAUUUAACGAAACAAAUUCACUACAGUAAUAUGUAUGGAUAAGAGAGAUGUAUGAAACCGUGAUACGUACAAUAAAAUGAAACGAUUUGACAAUC
This is a messenger RNA of Vollenhovia emeryi, 1769 nucleotides long. Its product is annotated as short/branched chain specific acyl-CoA dehydrogenase, mitochondrial-like. Lineage: Eukaryota; Metazoa; Arthropoda; Insecta; Hymenoptera; Formicidae. The transcript is spliced from 9 exons. Gene Ontology annotation, cellular component: mitochondrion. Gene Ontology annotation, molecular function: acyl-CoA dehydrogenase activity; flavin adenine dinucleotide binding. The record is from RefSeq and is a predicted model, not a curated record. The coding region runs from base 205 to 1455 and encodes 416 amino acids.